AUGUCGCCUAGCAAACAAGUUCUCAUCGUCGGCGGCGUGGCCGGCGGAAUGUCCUGCGCAACUCGUCUGCGCCGCCUGGACGAGGACGCAAAAAUCACCGUCGUCGACAAAGGACCAUACGUCAGCUACGCCAACUGUGGUAUUCCGUAUGCCCUCGGCGGCGUGGUUGGGAGCGAGGGAAAACUCCACGUUCAGACUGUCGACAAACUCAAAACUUGGUUCAACAUUGACGCCAGAACCAACACUGAGCUGAAGUCGAUUCAACGAGAUGAGAAGACGGCAACUAUCCGUGAUCUAUCAUCUGGGGAAGAGUCUUCUGUUCCGUACGACAAGUUGGUACUGGCCUUGGGAGCUGAAUCUUUUGUUCCUCCGAUCGAGGGGGCCGAUUCUGAGCACGUCUUCACCCUCCAGACCAUCCCCAACCUUCAAGAGAUCCAAGCCAUGAUCUCCAAGAAAGGCUGCCGUCGAGCUGUAGUCGUCGGCGGUGGCUUCAUCGGACUCGAAGCAGCAGAGAAUCUCCGUCGACUGGGCAUCGAGGUGACGAUAUUCGAAUUCGACCAACACGUCUUUCCCGUGGUGGACCCUGAGAUUGGAGAAGUGGUCGACGAGGAGCUCCGCAAGAACGGUGUCGACCUCAAGCUCAAUGCUCGGGUUACAAAGAUCACCAGCGCUUCAGAAUCUGAGCCUGGUUUGGUCUUUGCUGAAGGACAGGAACCUGUCCCUGCAGACCUGGUCAUCAUGGCUGUUGGAAUCCGCUCAAGGACUGCCAUUCCCAAGGAGGCGGGUCUGGAAUUGGGGAGAACAGGGGUCUCCGUCAAUGAGUUCAUGCAGACCUCGGACCCAGACAUUUAUGCCGUCGGCGACAUGGUCGAGACUCUCAACCUCGUCACCGGUCAGCCAGCGCAGACGGCCCUAGCAGGACCAGCGAAUCGUCAGGGUCGUCUGGUCGCUGAUCACAUCUCGGGCAAGGGGAUCAAGUAUCGCGGCAACCUCGGCGUCUCCGUCUGCCAGGUCUUUGGAAAGACGGUCGGCAUAGUCGGCCUUUCUACACGAAACCUCGACCGACUGGGCAUCAAGCACGAGUAUGUGACGGUGCACCCUCCUCAGCAUGCAGGAUGGUACCCCGGAGCGUCGCCGUUGACGGUCAAGUUGGCCUUUGAGGUGCCAAGCGGAAAGAUUCUCGGCGCUCAGGUCGUCGGCAAGGAGGGCGUGGACAAGCGUGUCGAUGUGUUUGCUACAGCAAUGCGAGCAGGGAUGACGGUCGAGGAUCUCGAACACCUGGAGCUGGCGUACGCACCCCCUUACGGAGCUGCCAAGGACGCUGUCAACAUGGCUGGCUUUGCGGCGAGCAACAUCGUGCGCGGUGACGUGAAGCUCGUCCAUGCCGGAGAAUUUGCCAGGGGAAGCCGCAAUCUCGAAGACUUUCAAAUCAUCGACGUGCGAGGUGCUGAGGAGUACAGCCAAGGUCAUCUCAAGGGGGCCAAGAACAUACCUCUGGUGAACCUGCGCGAGCGGGCAGACGAGGUCGAGCGAGGAGUCCCAACGAUUGUCCACUGCAAGAGCGGAUACCGUUCGUACGUCGCGUAUCGGAUUCUGGCGCAGAAGGGAGUCGAUGUGUAUAAUCUAGAUGGGGGUUACAAGUCGGUGUUGGAUGGAGGAUACGUCACGAUUCAGGAGGCAUAG
Messenger RNA from Fusarium keratoplasticum, 1683 nucleotides. RefSeq names its product Rhodanese domain-containing protein. Bases 1 to 1683 code for a protein of 560 amino acids. The record is from RefSeq and is a predicted model, not a curated record. Gene Ontology annotation, molecular function: flavin adenine dinucleotide binding; oxidoreductase activity. Lineage: Eukaryota; Fungi; Ascomycota; Sordariomycetes; Hypocreales; Nectriaceae. The transcript has a single exon.